Molecule: messenger RNA, 5451 nt
Organism: Rotaria sp. Silwood1
Lineage: Eukaryota; Metazoa; Rotifera; Eurotatoria; Philodinida; Philodinidae
Source: the annotation of a GenBank genome assembly
AUGGUUUAUUUCAACUCUCAAAUUAAUGAUUCAGUCGCACCAUAUAGAGAUGUGCGUCGUAUUCAAUUCGGAAUUUUAUCUCCGGAUGAAAUUCGACGAAUGUCAGUGACCUAUCCAUCGAUUGAGUUUCCCGAAUUGUUUCAAGAAGGGAAACCAAAACUACAAGGUUUACUGGAUCCACGACAAGGUCCAGCUGAUAGAAACUCAAAAUGUAAUACUUGUCGUGGUUCUUACAUCGAAUGUCCAGGACAUUUCGGUCACAUCGAAUGUCAAUGUGUUUGUUUUCAUUGUUCGAAACUGUUGGUUGAUCCAAAUGAUCCGAAAAUCAUUGAUAUUAUUAAAAAAACUAAAAAUCAAAAUCGUCGACGUCUUGCAUACAUAGUCGAAGCAUGUAAAAAGCAAAAGAUUUGCAAAGGAAGUGACAAUCAGAAUGAUGUAACAAAAAACUAUACAGGUGGUUGUGGUCAAGUACAACCAAUCUAUCGUCGAUCAGGUCUUGAAUUGACAAUUAAAUGGAACGAAGCAGUAAAUGAAAAUCAAGAAUUGAAAUCGAAAUUAUCAGCCGAACGUGUUCUCGAGAUUUUCAAAGCUAUUCCUGAUACGAUUUGUAAAAUACUUGGUAUGGAUCCUCGUCAAUCACGACCUGAUUGGAUGAUUCUUACUGUUUUACCAGUUCCACCUUUAUGUGUACGUCCAUCAGUAUUAAUGUUUGGUACAGCUCGUUGUCAUGAUGAUUUAACGUACAAUUUAGCUAAUAUUAUUAAAGCAAAUCGAACGUUACAUGAAUAUGAAGAACGUGGUGUCACUUCCCAUAUCAUUGAUAAACAAUUGGAACAUCUUCAAUAUUGUUGUGCAACAUUAAUCGAUAAUGAUAUGCCUGGUAUAUCACAGGCAUGUCAAAAGAGUGGUAAACCAUUGAAAUCUCUCAAAGCUCGUUUGAAAGGAAAAGAAGGUCGAAUUCGUGGAAAUCUAAUGGGUAAACGAGUGGAUUUUAGUGCUCGAUCAGUAAUUACACCUGAUCCAAAUUUAGCUAUUGAUCAAGUUGGCGUUCCACGAACGAUUGCACAGAAUUUGACUGUUCCAGAUAUUGUCACUCCAUUCAAUAUAGGAUGGUUACAAGAAUUAAUUCGAUGUAAUGCAGCAAAAUAUAUCAUUUUGGAUAAUGGUGAUCGAAUUGAUCUUCGUUUCCAUCAAAAACCAUCAGAUAUUCAAUUACAAUAUGGUAAUAUCGUUGAACGAAAUAUGGUGGAUGAUGAUCUUGUUGUUUUCAAUCGUCAACCAACAUUACAUAAAAUGUCAAUGAUGGCUCAUCGUGUUAAAAUUCUUCCAUGGUCAACAUUUCGAUUAAAUUUAUCUGUAACAACACCGUACAAUGCUGAUUUUGAUGGUGAUGAAAUGAAUCUUCAUUUACCACAAUCUAUAGAAGCUAAAGCAGAAUUAUCUGAAUUAAUGAUGGUUCCACGUCUUCUCAUAACUCCACAAUCAAAUCGACCAGUUAUGGGUAUUGUACAAGAUACAUUAACAGCAGUUACAAAAAUGACACGUCGUGAUGUUUUUCUUGAUAAGUGUGAAUUUAUGAAUCUUUUAAUGCAGCUUCCAUCAUGGAAUGGUCAUGUUCCACAAGCAGCCAUUCUUAAACCGAAACCAUUAUGGACAGGAAAACAAUUGUUUUCAUUAAUUCUUCCCAAAGAAAUUAAUUGUGUUCGAACCCAUGCAACACAUCCUGAUAAUGAAGAUAAUAGUUCUUUCAAAUGGAUUUCACCAGGCGAUACAAAAGUCCUAGUAGAAAAUGGUCAAUUACUUUCUGGUAUUUUAUGUAAACGAACAUUAGGUACAAGUCCUGGUUCACUAGGACAUGUCAUUUUCAUGGAAUGUGGACAUGAAAUAGCCGGAAAAUUCUAUUAUUAUAUUCAAUUAGUUGUUAACAAUUGGUUAUUGAUUGAAGGACAUUCUAUUGGUAUUGGUGAUACAAUUGCCGAUGAAAAUACUUAUAGAAAUAUUCAAGAAUCUAUUCAACAAUCAAAACAAGAAGUACAAGAAGUGAUUCAGCUGUCUCAUCAUGAUCAAUUAGUCAGUGAACGAAGCAAUUCACUUCGACAAACAUUUGAAAAUAUGGUCAAUAGACAUUUGAACGAUGCACACAAACGAACAGGAUCAUCAGCUCAAAAUUCUCUAUCAAAUUUUAAUCAAUUAAAAGCAAUGGUUGUUAGUGGUGCAAAAGGUUCACUGAUUAAUAUUUCACAGAUCAUAGCUUGUGUUGGUCAACAAAAUGUUGAAGGAAAACGAAUACCUUUCGGAUUUAAACAUCGUACAUUGCCACAUUUUAUCAAAGAUGAUUAUGGACCAGAAGCAAAAGGAUUUGUUGAAAAUUCAUAUUUAAAAGGUCUCAAUCCAACGGAAUUUUUCUUUCAUGCCAUGGCUGGUCGAGAAGGUCUUAUUGAUACAGCUGUUAAAACAGCUGAAACUGGAUAUAUACAACGUCGUUUGAUUAAAGCAAUGGAAUCAGUUAUGGUAAAAUAUGAUGGUACAGUUCGUAAUCAAAAAGAACAAUUAAUUCAAUUUAUUUAUGGUGAAGAUGGAUUAGCAGCUGAAAAUGUCGAAUUUCAAUCGAUUAUUUCAUUAAAAUCAUCAAAUAUUACAUUUGAAAAUUUAUGUAAAUUUAAUUUCGUAGAUGAUGAAAAAUAUUUACGACAAUAUUUAAACGAUGAUAUUAUUCAUGAUCUUUUCACAAAUGAAAAUUCAUUACAAAUAUUAAAUAAUGAAUGGUAUCAAUUAUGUCAAGAUCGAAAUCAUCUUCGAAAAAUAUUCUCGAAUAUUAAUGAAAGUCAAAUAGUAUUACCGUGUAAUAUUGAACGAUUAAUUUUCAAUGCUCGAAAAAUAUUUAAUAUAUCUGAUAGAACUCGUUCAAAUCUAUCUCCAAUAGAAAUCAUUCAAGGUUUAGAAGAAUUAAUUAAACGUUUAAUCAUUAUCAAAGGUAAUGAUCGUCUAUCUCAAGAAGCUCAACAUAAUGCAAUUAUGUUAAUGAGUAUUCUUAUUCGUUCAUCACUUUGUUCACGACAAGUUCUUCAAGUUCAUCAUCUAACUGCAGAUGCAUUUAAUUGGUUAUGUGAAGAAAUUGAAACACGUUUUCAACAAGCUCAAGUUCAACCAGGUGAAAUGGUUGGUGUUCUUGCUGCACAAUCUAUUGGUGAACCAGCUACACAGAUGACAUUGAAUACAUUUCAUUAUGCUGGUGUAUCAGCUAAAAAUGUUACACUCGGUGUUCCUCGUCUCAAAGAAAUUAUUAAUCUUUCUAAAACACCUAAAACACCAUCCAUGACUGUUUUUCUUACUGAUCAAACAGCAAAUGAUAUCAAUAAAUGUAAACAAGUUUUAUCUCAUAUUGAAUAUUGUUCAUUAGGAAAAAUAACAGCUAAUACAAGCAUCUAUUAUGAUCCUAAUCCACGAGAAACAAUAAUUGAAGAAGAUCAACAAUGGAUUGAUAUUUAUUAUGAAAUGCCGGAUGAGAAUAUUUCAAAAAUUUCUCCAUGGUUAUUACGUAUAGAACUCGAUAAAAAUAAAAUCAUUAAUAAAACUUUGACAAUGGAACAAAUAUAUGAGAAAAUUUCGAAGGAAUUCGGUGAAGAUCUUAAUGUCAUUUUUACUGAUGAUAAUGCAGAAAAACAUGUUCUACGUAUUAGAAUUUUGGAUCAGCUCAAAUCAAAAAUUGCUAAUGAUGAAACACUCGAAGGAGAUGAUUCAAGUAAAAUGGAUGAUGAUGUUUUGCUACGAUAUAUUGAAGAAAUUGAGCUCCCCAAUUUAACAUUGAAAGGAAUUAAAUCGAUUUCGAAAGUCUACAUCGUUGAUUCAACAACAAAUACUCAAUAUAAUUCAAAAAAACAAUUUCUUAUUAAUGAAAACGGUACAAUCCAACCAGUAGCUGAACAUUUCUUGGUGACUGAUGGAACAUCAUUGAGAGAUAUACUCUCAAUGAAAGAUGUUGAUUAUCGUCGAACAUAUACUAAUGAUAUUAUUGAAACUUUCAAAGUGUUUGGUAUUGAAGGUGCACGUAAAGCCAUUGAAUAUGAAAUGAAUCAUGUUCUUUCAUUUGAUGGAUCUUAUGUUAACAGUCGUCAUUUAGCUUUAUUAUGUGAUAUAAUGACAACAAAAGGACAUCUUAUGUCCAUUACUCGACAUGGAAUUAAUCGAGAAGAUCUUAGUCCAAUAAUGAAAUCUUCAUUUGAAGAAACAGUCGAUGUUUUAAUAGAAGCAGCAGCUCAUUCCGAAUACGAUCCACUAAAAGGUGUUUCAGAAAGUAUUCUACUUGGUCAAUUAGCUAAAAUUGGUACAGGUGCUUUUGACAUUAUGUUGAAUGUUGAAAAAUGUGCAUCAGCUAUGGAAGUACCAACAACGAACAUUGAUAGUUUUCAUGAACUUAUGCUUCCAGAUGCUAUGAAAAAAUAUAACCAACAACAUGUAACUGCAUUAACACCUUGGAUUGAAUCGAUGCCGAUCAGUCCAUCAUACGAAUCUUAUCAUGCAUCAGGAGCGACUCCAAUACCAUCAUUUGACUCUACAAACUCGUUAUCUGACUAUUCAAUGUCUCCAUUAGGUUAUAUAUCACCAUCAUCACCUACUAAUCUUACUUCGUCUAGUAUUCAAUCGCGAAUAUAUUUAUCUGGCUCACAAUAUAAUAGCUCAAGUGUAGGCCACUAUGGAUCGGAACCAAUUCCUUAUAGUCCAAUAAGUCUAUCGUACAAUCCAGUAACUAGUCCUAAAUUUUUGGAUACUUCUACGAAACAAGGACUAACAUCGCCCUUCUAUUUACCAACUAGUCCUUACAGUCAAACUUAUCCAACAUUUUCAUCGGAUCGACUUUAUACGUCAACUUCAUCAACAUCUCCAGUAAAAAGUUCAUUCUCGAACCAUUUAAAUAAUCAAAUUUCACCAAAAUACACUGCGAAAAAUCUGAGUUAUUCUCCAACAUCACCAACGAUACCACGUAACACACAUAUUCUCUCUGUUAUUGUAUUCAAUAUAACUCUUAUUCUAUAUUUAGGUUACUCUUGGUCAUCACCGAACUAUUCCUCUCAAAGUCCAGCAUAUUCUCUAUUGAGUCCUUCAUACAAUCCUACAUCACCAGUAUAUUCAAGUGGAGUAUCAUCACAGAAAUAUUCUCCUCAAAGUCCAAUAUAUUCUCCAUCAAAAUCCACUUACAGUUCAACAUCACCGCCAUGCUCAGUACGUGAUCAUGAUAGAAGCAAUGUAUCAUCGAAUUUUAUUCCAACGACACCACAAUACAGUCCAAGCUCACCAGUGUAUUCUCCAUCUCAAUUAUCAUCUCCCUCUAGUCCAACAUCACCCGUAGAUCAACUGAAUGUGACAUUACCUGAUGAUAGUUCUUCAUCAUGUCAAUCAGAAGAUAGUUCUCAACAAAGUGAUUCAAACGAUGAUGACAAUUGGAUGGAGUAG